Electrophorus electricus (electric eel) is the source of this 1746-nucleotide messenger RNA. It is a transcript of the gene tnfrsf18, whose product is annotated as tumor necrosis factor receptor superfamily, member 18. Gene Ontology annotation, cellular component: external side of plasma membrane. The record is from RefSeq and is a predicted model, not a curated record. Gene Ontology annotation, biological process: positive regulation of cell adhesion. Gene Ontology annotation, molecular function: protein binding. NCBI's taxonomy places the organism in Eukaryota, Metazoa, Chordata, Actinopteri, Gymnotiformes, Gymnotidae.
UCAUUGGAAACCACUGAUGUUUGAGCUGCCUCACAUAAAAGGCCAAGACUUUUGGCAGCUCACAGCUCUGGUGGCAGCAGGAUCUUAAAAUGGAUAUUAUACAUUUCUUACUGAAACUGUUAACCAUUGGCUUUGUCUUAUCCAUGUGCCAGGCUGUCAAUUGUAUCUGGAAGACUCAGUACGAACAUAUGGGGAGAUGUUGUGAUGCCUGUCCUUCAGGUGAAUAUCCCAAAAUACCUUGCAAUGAUACCAAGCCUAGUACAUGUGAGAAGUGCCCAGCGGCAAGCAGCUCUAACACCAGGUGCUCCUGCGGCAGUAAUCUCUUGUGUAAUAAUACUGACUGUUCUCAGUGCAUUUCCCGACCACGGUGCAAACGAGGAGAGGAACUCAGGCGAAACGGUAAUUACAUAUUCAGUUAUAUUUGUGAACCAUGCCUUAAUACAACAUACAAUGACGCUGAGGACAGCAUGUGUGAGCCCAUAGCAGACUGCCGCAAAUUUGGUUUGUCUGUACUCUUCCCUGGAAACAUGACGCACAAUGCAAGAUGUGGUUGGCAAAGUGAUGAUGAUCACUUGGCUCAUAUAGUUAUGGGAAUGUGUUUAGCUAUCACCAGUUUGAUCUGUGUGGUGCUGCUUAUUGAUGUCUGCAUUCAAAGGGCCAUGCACAAGAAAAGGAAAACCAAGUACUAUCUGACACAUCCGGAUGAUUGCAUGUGUAAACUGUCCAAAGAAGAAAUGGGUGAAAAGCAUGAUCCACAUAUCAGUGCUGUCCUUUCAGAAGCCUCCACUAAACAAUGUGAUGUUUGAAGUUAAUUUUAUUUUCUGGAAACGUACUGCAAAUAUCCAGCAGCCGCACACCUCUUCAGAAUCUUUUUUUUUUCUUUUUUCUUUUUCCUGAUGUGUUACUUGGUGAGAAUAACUGUGAACAUUUUCUUUUCUAUUUUAUUGAAAGGUUAUAUUUCUACAUGGACUGGCAGAAUGUAGCGUUCAGGUGUAGUAAAGAAAAGCUAUUUAAGAAUAAUUUCAGAACUGGAACUUAGAUGCAAUAACCAUGAAUUCAUAAAAUUAUUGUUAUAAUUGUGUUACUACUAUCUGGAAUAAUAGCAAGGACAGCCAAAUGCCUGGAAAUAUUAAAAUGAUUAAGGAAAAUUUAGGUUUGAAUUUGGGUUGUAACUCAGAUUGUCAAAAAGGGUGAAACAAACUAUUCGUGGUUGCUCAUUUAUUUUUAGCCCUGCUCAGGAGUCAUUGGUAUAUAGGAUGUAUGCUGGAGAGUAGUGUAUCUGUUGUUGGCAUCAGGAAAUGGUUCACUAUGGUAUUGUCUAAUUCAGUUGCUGAGUUCUAGCCCAACUUCAUUAUGGUGAGAUGUGCAAGAAAUUACAAAUAGCACGACUGCGUUAAUCUGUGUUUGUGUUGUAUUCAGUACAGCAUGUUAUACAUGCACUUCAUCAGCCUGACCAGCCCAGUAUAAAUAUCUUGAGUAGAUAAUGCAUAUAUUGCAAAGGGAUGCCAAAACCAGCAUGGCUUGAUCGGCAGAAUUUACAAUCCGUUUUAUGACUUUUGGAGUGUGUGUGCGGGGUGGGGGUGGUAGGAGGUGUCUUCCUUAAGUCAAGAUCACCUUGUAUAAAUGAUUUUUGGCUUAAAGAGCCAGCCUAUGGAGGUGCCUGCAGUCACUUACAACUGCAUUCAAAACACACGUUUAAUUCAUUGUUUUGUCACCCAGUGUUGUAAUUAAAAAAUGUUGUAAGAA